GGGAAAACUUUGCAUUUAACAAACCUGCACAACAAUCAAAAACUACGCACGGAGGCAUUGCUUCCAGGGCUGUAGAUGGAAACAAAAACCGCUACUACAGCAGUUCGUCGUGUACCCACACAGCUGAACAAACAACACCUUGGUGGCGAGUGGAUUUACGACAACGUAUUGCAGUCACUCACGUGAAAAUCGUAAAUAGAGACCGAAUAGGUAAGCGGCUUUGUGGAUUCGAGAUAAGGAUUGGAGAUAGUUUGGAAAGUAAUGGAAUUACGAGCCCGAGAUGUGGAACUCAACAACAUAUACCUUCUAAUCAGGUAAAUGAACAGACAGUUUUGUUGGUUUAGAACAUGACUAAAGUACCCAAAUUUACAUCAGCUUAACUUUGAGUUCCGUACGUUCACCAUGCAAUGUCGAGGUAGCAACGUAGAUUAUAAGUUGUGUUGAACUUGGUCAUCUUAUACAAACAAAACAAACUAAUGAGACAGUUGUUACUAAUUCUGUUUCCUAGUCGUUUUCUAAAACGUGAGUCGCUAUAUUUACAAUACUCGCGAUAAUAAUUAACUUUUUUGCAUAGGAAGGUAUUGUCUCGUGUGUGCCGACGGUGGUUGGUCGUUAUGUGACGAUAGUUAUUCCAGGAGAAAAGAAAACGCUAACGUUGUGCGAAGUCGAAGUCUAUGGUACUAAAGAAG
This is a messenger RNA of Paramuricea clavata, 689 nucleotides long. The record is from the annotation of a GenBank genome assembly. NCBI's taxonomy places the organism in Eukaryota, Metazoa, Cnidaria, Anthozoa, Malacalcyonacea, Plexauridae.